AUGAUGGCUUUUAAGCUGUUAAUAUCAUUGCCCAUUUCAUUGCACAUAGCGAAGGACCACGAAAGUCCUCCUUUUGUUUUGAUUUUCCUGGCUUCAAAGGCAGUAAGAUCGGCACAGGUGUAUUUGGUUGGUUUGUUACAUACACAACAUAUAACAAUCUUGUGCUCUUCAUCAAAGGUAUUGCAACCACAUGAACAUUUAAUGGCCAUGUCUGCGAGAAUAUUUAUAGUCUGGCAACACUGCGUAACUAGCGGUGUGAUGGAUAACCGAAUUAGAGGGAUGGAAGCUUUGGAAACUUGCAUAAGCUACUGGGAGGAUGCUUUAGCAGCAUAUCGUGUAAGAGAUGGUAUUGGGCUCCCUGCCAUGUUGGGUCCUGAGGAAGCGGGUUUUUGUAAGGAUUUGCAGCAGUUACUCGAAUAUGCAAUUGAAUUGCAAGAAAAUUCCGAAAUGCUGUUUCUUGAUGAACGAUCUGUUUUGUUUCGUCGCGAAGGAUGGAGAAAUGAUGGACUUGAUGCUGAUAUAAUGCCACCAAAAACUACACAAAAUGAGAAGAAAAUUGAUGUUAAAUCUAUUGUGAAAAAAGGUAUUACAGGGUUAUUAAGUGAAGAAAAUUCCAUUGGUAAAAUUAUCGAGGUCAGUGAUACACUUCAACAAAAAAUAUCAGAGUUGGAAAACGAUGUAAAAACCAAUAGAAACAAAACAGCUGAUCUCGAAAAUAAAGUGGCAGAUUUACGCGAAUUUGAAGAAUUUGGAGAUUAUUUUCCAGAUUUGGAAUCAUAUCCAUUAUAUCAAGCGGCACUUCAUCAACUGGAAAAUGGAGGCAUCCCUUGUAGAACACUUAGAACAGAUAUGGUUAAAUGUGGUUCAGAUGGUGAAUAUUUAGCUAAACUACAUUGUUUAAGACUAGCCUUUCAACAUCUUUUAAGAGAUCAUGUUAACUAUGUAUGGUUUGCUGAUGCUGGUCGCCAAAUUUUAGCUGAUUUGUUGUUGUAUGCGGACAAGGACCCUAAGGACUUCUUAAUGGGCUACGAAGAAAUGCUUAAUUAUAUCCAAGAGGCAAGUAAUUGGAGAGAAUUAGAAGAAGAACUAAGUACAAAGGGUGUAAAAGCUUUAACUUUUUAUGAUGUGGUCCUAGAUUACAUAUUAAUGGAUGCUUUUGAAGACUUAGAUAGUCCACCAUCAAGCGUAACAGCGGUCAUCCAAAAUCGAUGGCUCUCAAACGGAUUUAAAGAAACUGCCCUUACCACUGCAGUAUGGUCUGUUCUCAAGGCCAAAAGAAGAAAAUUAAAAUUUCCCACAGGAUUCAUGGCACAUUUUUAUACAAUUUCUGAACAACUAUCUCCAUUACUGGCAUGGGGAUUUCUAGGCUCAGAUGAACUUUUAAGAGAUACAUGUGUUCAUUUUAAAGAACAAGUAAUGGGAUUUUUAGCUGAUAUUUUUAACUUUCAAAAAUGUAAAUACACUACCGUAGAAGAUUUAGCAGUUGAUGUAAUAAAAAACCUUAAAUUAAGAGUUGAAAAUAUUUGCCAAAGACUAAGCCCACAAUCUUAA
This is a messenger RNA of Brassicogethes aeneus, 1551 nucleotides long. NCBI's taxonomy places the organism in Eukaryota, Metazoa, Arthropoda, Insecta, Coleoptera, Nitidulidae. The record is from the annotation of a GenBank genome assembly.